Molecule: messenger RNA, 2624 nt
Organism: Mycotypha africana
Lineage: Eukaryota; Fungi; Mucoromycota; Mucoromycetes; Mucorales; Mycotyphaceae
Exons: 4
Coding region: 230-2134 (634 amino acids)
Biological process (GO): electron transport chain
Cellular component (GO): mitochondrial inner membrane
Molecular function (GO): iron-sulfur cluster binding; electron-transferring-flavoprotein dehydrogenase activity
Source: RefSeq, a predicted model, not a curated record
UUUUUUUUUUUUUUUUUUUUCUCCACACCCAACUUACAGAAUCAAUUCUUGGUAAAAUUGAAAUUCAACACAAAAGGGGGCAUACAUCUUUCUUUCUUUUUUUACAUUAAUAAAAAAACUCUUUCCACUAAUUACCUCUUUCAUCUGCCCCCCUCCCCACUCUUCUAUUCCACCCCCUUUUCUAAGCUAAAGUACGCACACUUCUUACACAAAAAAAAAAAGACAUCACAUGUAUAGACGCAAUACAAGUUUCAUUCAUCGCAUCCAGUCCAACGUACUCCGUGCUACGUCGGCUACCCUUCGUCCGUCGAUGCUACUACAGCCUACGUUGAAAGUCAUUCAGCCUACGACAGCUAUUCGUUUGACAACGGCUCGUUUUAUUUCCUCCAGCUCUAAAAAUCAAAUUUGGAUUCCGUUUGACAGGAACCAGUUACCCAACAACGAUCCCCGCAGAAGUGAACCCUUCAUUGACGAAACCGAUGUGCUCAUUGUCGGUGGAGGUCCUUCUGGACUGGCUGCUGCCAUUCGUAUCAAACAACUGGCGGAAGAACAGGGGAAAGAAUGCCGAGUCAUGGUGGUCGAGAAAGCAGGUGAACUCGGUGGCCAUACCGUCAGUGGAGCUGUGCUUGAACCGAGAGCGUUGGAUGAAUUGAUACCCGAUUGGAAGGAAAAGGGAGCUCCGUUGAAUACGCCUGUCACCCACGACGCGAUGAAGUUUCUCACAGAAAAGUAUGCCAUCCCUUUGCCUCACCCACCUCAAAUGAACAACAAGGGAAAUUACAUCGUGUCCUUGAGUCAAUUUGUCAGAUGGUUAGGCGAACAGGCGGAAGCUUUGGGCGUGGAAGUCUAUCCUGGAUUUGCUGCGAGCGAAGUCAGAUACAGUCAAGACGGUCAAAGUGUCUGUGGUGUCUCUCUCAAUGACGUUGGCUUGGAUAAAAACUUUGAGCCCAAGGAUAAUUAUGAAAGAGGCAUGGCUGUCAAUGCUAAAGUCACACUCUUUGCAGAAGGAUGCCAUGGUUCCUUAACAAAGGGUCUCGUUAAAAAGUUUGACCUGCGAAAAGACAGUGGUCCUCAGAAAUAUGGUAUUGGAUUAAAGGAAGUCUGGGAAGUGUUGCCGGAAAAGCACCAACCUGGAUCCGUCACGCACACCGUCGGUUGGCCUGCGGAUAGACAUACCUAUUGCGGCAGUUUCAUCUAUCAUUUCGAGCCAGAAAAGCGUCUGGUGACGCUCGGUCUUGUGGUAGGUUUGGAUUACGAGAACCCUUAUCUCAGUCCCUACAAAACAUUCCAACAAUUCAAACAUCAUCCAGCUGUCAAACAGCUGUUGGAAGGCGGUAAAUGUAUUGCAUAUGGUGCCCGCGCAUUGAACGAAGGAGGUUAUCAAUCCAUUCCUCAGUUGAUCUUCCCGGGAGGUGCGCUCAUCGGCUGUACGGCUGGUUUCCUGAACGUGCCCAAGAUCAAAGGCACUCAUACUGCCAUGAAGUCGGGCAUGUUGGCUGCAGAAUCUGCUUUUGAAGCCUUGUUUCCACAAGACAGUGAAAAUUCAGUUGAAUUGGACGCACCUGUGAUGUUGGAUUCCUACGUAGACAGAAUAAAGGAUUCUUGGGUGUACAAAGAAUUGUAUGAAGUCCGUAAUUGUCAGCCAUCUUUCCAUGGCCCUCUGGGUUUGUAUGGUGGUCUUGCUUAUUCCGGUCUUGAGACGAUGAUUUUGAAGGGCCGUGGACCAUGGACAUUCAAACAUAAGAAAGCCGAUUGGGAAUGCAUGAAAACAGCUGCUGAAUCCAAACCCAUCGAAUACCCCAAACCGGAUGGCGUUAUCUCCUUUGAUUUAUUAACCAAUGUAUCACGUACUGGUACGAAUCACGCAGAAAACCAGCCUGUGCAUUUACGUCUUCGGGAUAAAGAUAUACCUGUAGAAAGAAACCUGGCUAUUUAUGAUGGUCCUGAAAACAGAUUCUGCCCUGCCGGUGUGUAUGAAUAUGUUGACGAUGAAAAUAAGCCUGGUGAAAAGCGCCUUCAAAUCAACAGCCAGAAUUGUAUCCACUGUAAGACAUGUGAUAUCAAAGAUCCUUCACAGAACAUUGACUGGACAGUACCAGAAGGUAGUGGAGGUCCUCAAUACGUCUGGACUUAAACACCCCCCUAUUGUGAAAACAAUAAAAGUAUAUCUAAAAGAACGACGUUUUAUGACCACUGUCUUGUUCAAAAUGCACAAUGACCAAAAUAUCUCAUACAUAAGACACUAAGUGGAAGACCAGACGUUUUAUUUUCGAUCCUCUCUCUAACUUGAACUGAUGGUUUGCCCCAUGUUCAUGUUCAUGAGGUUCACAAAGCAAUCAUGGUUGUGUUACGAACAUCCCCAAGGGAGUCCCAUUGCAUGCAAUUUUUUUCUUUUUUUUUUUGUCCAAUGAAAAUAGAGGACGAUUUCGCCAUUUACCAUCUUCUUGAGUGGAUAGAAGAAGUAGUACUUAUGUAUAUAUAAAAUGGAGAGGAAAUUAGAAAGAAGAAUGACAAACCGUUUCCCUUUCCCUUUCCCUUUGCUUCAUCUUGUCUUCUUUUUUAUCACUUUCCUGCUUUUACUUUUUUUUUUUUUAUAUAUACUCUACUGGAGCUUUAUUUUCUUU